GCAUAUGGACAGGACUGGGCUGAUAGCAGUGAUCGCUGCUUUCUUAGAAAGAACAUAAACUAAAUAUCAGUCACUGGAAAAUGUUGCUGGUUCCAACUCAAUGUAUUGUGAAGGUCCUAUCCUAUUUCAUGUAAGAAUUUCUCAAGUACUAGGGUGUGCUGUAUGGUACUUUUUUGUGAAGUGCCAAUUUCCUAAACUGUUCUCAACGAGGCCUAUCCAAGUACCAGGACACUUUAUUAUUUAUCAUAUUUAUUUAUUUUUAUUGUUAAAAAUACCAUUUUUAAUAUGGAGGACUGUGUGGAGUCACGACUUCUGUGUUCUAUUCCUAGCUCUCCCACAGACUUGCUGUGUGACCUUAUGGAAGUAACUGGUCUGUACCUCAGUUUCCACAUCUAUAAGAGGUGGAAUAGUGCUCAGCUAAUGUUUCUAAAGUGAUUUGAAAUCACAGAGAGAAAGCAGAAUCAUCUCAAGUCAUAAACAUCACAAAAUAAUUUGAUUUAUUAAAACUAAUUUGGUUCUGGAGUUGGCCUCUGCAUAUUUCUUAUUAUGAGAUGAACCAGCUGGCACAGUUGAGCUUCAGAAAUCUGCUGGAAAGCAGCAUCAACUGGGAUUCCUCAAACACCCUCUCACAGCUGUGAAUAUUUGGAUCUGAGGAUAUAAAAGGGCUAUGUAGAGCUAACUACUUCAGUUCUUUUCUUACCACAGCCAGUCAAGUUCAAUAUACAUAUAAAUAAAAAGAAAACAAGGGAAGAAGAAUUGGGACUGCUAAGCAGUAAAGAUGGGGUGGAGAUCAGUCUAGGAAUGGUCCAACACCUAAAUAAAUACUUCCUCAGUUUUUAAUAAGUGUAAAGAGGAGUUUAGGGAUAGUGGCAGAGUGGUUAAUGGAAACUACUAUAUCCAAGGGGGAAGUCAAACACAAUCUGCUUAAUGGGACUAAAUCAGGAGCCCUGGAUAAUUUCCAUCCAAGAAUAUUAAAGGAUCUGGCACAUGAAAUUGCAAGCCCAAUAGCAAGGAUUUUUUAAUGAAUUUGUAAGCUUGGGUGUUGUACUCGCUGACUUUAGGAUUGCUAAUAUAGGAUCUGUUUUUAGGAAAGGAGGGGAAAAAGUGAUCUGGGAAACUACAGGCCUGUUGAAAGACAAAAUAGUUAAGGACAUAGAGAUAAGCGGGAAUAGGGAUAAAAUACAACAUGAUUUUACAAAAGGUAGAUUGUGUCAGGCCAACCUGAUCUUUUUCUUUGAGGAGAUAACUGAUUUUUUAGACAAAGGGAAUAAGUAGAUCUAAUCUGCUUGGAUUUCAGUAAGGAACUUUAAUACAGUUCCACAUGGGAAAUUAUUAGUUAAAUUGAAGAAGAUGGGGAUUGAUAUGAGAAUUGAAAGGUAGAUAAGGAAUUGGUUAAAGGAGUGAGGGUAACUAUAGCAAGUCAUAGUGAAAGGUGAACUAUCAGACUGGAGGGAGGUCACUAGUGGAGUUCCUCAGGGAUCUGUCCUGGGCUCAGUCUUACUUAACAUUUUUGUUAAUGAUCUUGGCAUAAAAAGUGGGAGUGUGCUAAUAAAAUCUGUGGAUGACACAAAGUUGGGAGGUAUUGCCAAUACAGAGGAGGACUGGAAUAUCAAAAAAGAAGAUCUGGACAACCUUGAAAACUGGAGUAAUAAAAAUGGGAUGAAAUUUAAUAACACAAAUUACAAGGUCAUGCAUUUAGGGACUAAAAAGAUUUUUUGCUAUAAACUGGGGAUUUAUCUGUUGGAAGCAACAGAGGAGGAGAAAAACCUGGGUGUAUUAACUGAUCACAAGAUGACUGAGCUGCCAGUGUGAUUAAGACAUGAAAAAGUCUAAUGCAGUCCCUAAGAAUCAUCAGGUGAGGUAUUUCCAGUAGAGAUAGGGAAGUGUUUGUACAAUUAAACAAGGCAUUGGUGAGACCUCAUCUGGAAUAAUGUGCAAUUCUGUUCUUCCAAGUUUAAGAAAGAAUUCAGACUGAAACAGGUGCAAAGAAGGGCUACUAGGAUGAUCCAAGGAGUGGAAAACCUACCUAAUGAGAGGAGACUCAAAGAGCUUGGCUUCUUUAGCUUAACCAAAUGAAGGCUGAUGGGAGAUAUGAUUGCUUUCUGUAAAUAUCAGGGAGGGAUAGGAGUUAUUUAAAUUAAGCCCCAGUGUUGAUACAAGAACAAAUUGAUAUAAACUGAUCACCUACAAGUUUAUGCUUGAAAUUAGACAAAGGUUUCAAGCCAUCAGAGGAGUGAAAUUCUGCAACAGCCUUCCAAAGGGAGCAGUGGUGGCAAAAAACCUAACUGGCUUCAACACUGAACUAGAUAUGUUUAUGGAGGGGAUGGUAUGAUGACUGCCAAUAAUGGCAUGUAGCCAAACUGCGACUGCUAGUAGCAAAUAUCCCUAGUGGCUGGUGAUGAGACACUAGAUGGGUAGGGCACUGAGAAACUACAGAAAAUUCUUUCCCAGGCAUCUUGCUGGGUUCACAGAGUCCUAGAGCCUGGGCUCCACCCCGAGUCCAGGUUUCUACACAGUAAUUCAACAGCCCUUUAGUCUGAGCCUUACAAGCCCAAAUCUACUGGCAUGGGAGGUGGGGGUCCGUUAGCACCCCUGCAGUCACUGGCCAAACAACAAGCUGUAACCCACUAACUCCCUCUCCUUUUUCCUAUGACUGCAGCCGUGUUAAUGGGCCACUCUGCCUUCAAUGGUCCCUUACAAUAACUACUUAUGUUAAAUAAUCUGUUCCACCUUGCAUUUUGCAACUUGCAAGCUCUGUGUGGCUCAAAAACUUGUCUCUCUCACCCACAGAAGUUGGUCCAAUAAAAUAUAUUACCUCACCCAACUUGUCUCUCUAAUAUCCUGAGGUCCAUACGGCUACAAACUAUACAUGUUCCUGCAUCAAACAGUUAUCAAUGAAAAUAAGUGAGCAGUCCCAGUCUAAAUGGUCAUGUGAUGUCAUUUGUGAUGAUGUCAUAAGAACUAAAGUAACAAUGAGAGAAAUUCUGGAAGUUUGAAUUUGUGCACUGACUAGCAACCACUUUCAAUGUUUCAUCACUUCGGCAAACCUGGAGAAGGGUUCCAAGUGCCGAUUCCGUCACUGUGAAAAAGCCCUUGGCAGUGAGAUUGUAUGCUCGUUAUGGAGAGAGGGAAGAUGUUCACAUCAGCUUUGCCGUUUUAGACAUAUGGAAAUACAGCAAAAAUACAACAGAAUCUCGUGUUUCUGGGAAACACAGCCUUUAGGCUGUGUGAGGAUCAGUUGUGUCUUCCAUCAUAGCAAACCUCGUAAUAUAAAUGGACUUUUUUUGCCACCUAGUAGCAAUGCCACACUCCAAAAGGAAGUUCAAGAAGGAACUCUGCAUCCUGCCCACGCUCAAGAACCCCUAAAAGGUCAAGAAAGCAUUUUAAGACCCAUUCAUCCUCCACUGAUCAUAAACAUCAGCCUGGAGGAGGAAGAGGACGAGGAAGAAGAGGAGAACUAUGCCUCUUAUUUAUUGACAAAGACUCCGGCAGACAUUGAGGAAGAAAAAGCAAUAAAGGAGAUGUGUUAUAAAUCUGGAGAAUAUUACAGAAUUCAGACUCCUCAGGAGAACCAGUCAGCAAAAAUCAUGUCUUCAACACUGGAUAAUGAGCUAUUGAAACCCAUGGAAACUGGCAGAGACUUACAGGAAGGUGAUAGUGUUACAGUUCCAACAAAGUUUAAUAUUAUAGAAAGACAAGGAGAGGUAACAGCAUCAUUAGAUGGUAACACCAGGGCUGAUCUUGGAGCCUUUGAAAAUGGAGGAGGUGAUUGUUACGUACCACAAAGGAGCAUAUUUGUUGGAGGGAAGCAAAGUGAAAUAUUAACUGGAGAAAAAGAAUUAAUUACGUCCAGACGUUCAGAUGUGAAAGCAAUGAGUCACACUGAGCCAGUAAAGAAGCGUCACUUUAAAGGAGUGAAGAAAAAGAAAUGGAUUUCUGAAGAACCAAAAAACUCAUUCAGCAUGUUUGCAGGCAAAGCAAUGCAUGCUUCAAACCCAAAAAGUAAAGCAAAUUGCCAACAAAAUGAUCAAAACAAGGAUGCUGAAAAUACUUGUUCUGUUCCAUCUCAAAGAGCCACUGGGAGAAGCAUUUCCUUGAAUUCUCCAGAACCUGGAAGAUCAACAAACAUGACCUACAGUAAUGUCAGUGUUACCAAAGAAUCCAAGCUGAAUCCGUCUACAGACAAAUGGACUGCAGUAUCCUAUAAUUCACCAACAUGGAGAAAAAGAAGCCCACAUACAAAAGCAUACUCUAAAUCUGAAAAAAUCCAUUCAGAUCCAAAAAGAAAUGGAAGCAAGUAAAAAAAAGAAAGAAAGAGUCUUCGAGAAAAUAAAGAAGUGAAGCACAAUCCAUCAUACAAUUUACAAUAAAAAAUGAUAAAAAUGCAAAUUCAAGGAAUGAGAUUAUCACAUGCUUCACACUAGAGAUUCAAAGAUGAUAAAAUGCAAAUUCUGAAGUAAGAUGCAAGAAGUGUACACUGUGUGGUUUCAAAACUGAUAAAAAUGCAAAUU
Molecule: messenger RNA, 4511 nt
Organism: Gopherus flavomarginatus (Mexican gopher tortoise)
Lineage: Eukaryota; Metazoa; Chordata; Testudines; Testudinidae
Gene: ZC3H11D
Product: chromosome 1 C12orf50 homolog
Exons: 13
Coding region: 3165-4301 (378 amino acids)
Molecular function (GO): metal ion binding
Source: RefSeq, a predicted model, not a curated record